Molecule: messenger RNA, 1171 nt
Organism: Chara braunii
Lineage: Eukaryota; Viridiplantae; Streptophyta; Charophyceae; Charales; Characeae
Source: the annotation of a GenBank genome assembly
CCGAGAAUUGAAUCGUAGUCUAGCUAUGGACAACAGUGGGCGCGAUCCACAGGCGGGGAGGAGAUUGUCAACCAGUGAGAAGAGCAUGGUUGCCAGUGCUGUCCUCGUUGUGUGCCGGUUCAUGGAGACGGUGAACGGGUUGCGGCGUGCGGGUGGGAGGGGAAGGGGGAGGAGGGAGGCCGCCAUAGCCCAGGCGUUGGCAGACGUCUGUGCAUCGUCCGGUCUAUCAGAUGCUCCUUUCCUGUUGUCCAACGCAAUUGUUGCUGGUGUUCUGCCCAGGGACACGCCGCGGUGGUGGAUGAAAAGACGAAUGGGCGGGACGUGGCGAGACUUGGACAUUACAGACGACGCGACGGAUGAAUAUUUCCAUGACAAGCUUCGAAUGUCGAGGGCCAUCGGCGACAUUGUUGCGGCUUGCGCUCCAUUUAUCGACCGUAGACUAACGCACUACCGCGAGCCCUUGCAGACAGACCUUAUCAUCGCCUUCGCGUUAUACCGGUGGGCCACCGGGGAGACGUUUGAGAACUCUUCGUCGAGCUUUGGCAUCGGCAGGUCGUCCGGGGUGGCGACCGUCACGGACGUCGCCAACGCAAUACUGGCUGCAUAUCCAGACAAAGUCGCCAUGCCGACCGGCCGUCGUCUGCUGCAGGGGGUGUCCACAACAGGGUAUCUGCUUGGGGACAACGGGUACUCGCCGAGAACGUGGAUGGUGGUCCCCUACGGGGGGACCGACCAAGCAGGGGACAUCAGCUUGUUUGACACGCGGCAGAAGACGACGAGAGGAGUCGUGGAGAGGGCUUUCGGGCGUUUGAAGGGGAUGUGGAGGUUGUUCCUCCGGCAUCACAAGACGAACAUGGAUAAUCUGCCUCUGCAAUUUCUGGCUGUUUGUAUCAUCCACAACUUGUUGCCUGAGGCAGGCAUACCGUUCGACGACUCGGUCCUGCUCGAGCCGGACGAGAACGACAAUCUGGUUCGUGUCGAUCUGGGGUUGCAAGAUCCGGCACGACCAGUGUCGCAAUCGGGCGCAACCGACGCUGCCCUGGCUUCGCGUGACGGGUUACGUGUGCGAAUGAUGAAUUGAAUCUUUUGGUGUGAACCCGACGGUCAUGUGGGGUCUCCUUGCUUGUUUCGAUUACAGGGUUUACUUCUUUAGUCGGCGCCAGUCAAUCCU